AUGUCACAAAACAUCUACGACAGGCAGGAUUUCUUCACUGCCUACUCGGAAAUCAUUGACCGGUCCGGGCGCAAGGAUCUCGACAACGACGUCCUGUGGAAGCGCCUUCGCACCCUCUUACCCGCGUCCGUCGCCGGCUUCCACAUCCUCGAUGUCGGGUGCGGCUCGGGGUGGUUCGCGCGGUGGGCCGUAGACCACGGCGCCGCGUCCGUGACGGCCGUCGACAUUUCCCACAACAUGAUCGCCAAGGCGCGCGGCCUCAACGGCGACGACGCAUCCUACGCGGCCAGGAUUGACUACCGCAUCGCGGACCUCGACGCGGACCCGGCGGCGGGAAUCGUCGCCGGCCAGACGUACGACUUGGCGUUUAGUUCGCUGGCGCUGCACUACCUGGCGGGCCUGGGCGCGCUCGUCGCCGCGGUGCACCGGGCGCUCCGCCCGGGCGCCGUGUUUGCGGUCAAUGUCGAGCAUCCCGUGUACACGGCGCCGCGGCGGCCGCGCGUGGUGGCGGACGCGGCGACGGGGGAGCGGUCGUGGAAUUUUAGUGACUACUGGGACGAGGGCGAGCGGGUGGUGGACUGGCUGGCGCCGGGCCUGCGCAAGCAGCACCGGACGGUGCAGGGCUACUUGGAUGCAUUCCUCGGUGCUGGGUUUGACCUGACGGGGUUGAUUGAGCUGCUCCCGACCAAGGAAGAGGCGGAAGCUGGCGAGUUUAGCGAGGAGGAAUUGCUGCGACCACUUUUUCUGAUGAUGGGUCUCAGAAAACGCCUGUGA
Cordyceps militaris CM01 is the source of this 774-nucleotide messenger RNA. Its product is annotated as Methyltransferase type 11. The record is from RefSeq and is a predicted model, not a curated record. The coding region runs from base 1 to 774 and encodes 257 amino acids. The transcript has a single exon. NCBI's taxonomy places the organism in Eukaryota, Fungi, Ascomycota, Sordariomycetes, Hypocreales, Cordycipitaceae. Gene Ontology annotation, molecular function: S-adenosylmethionine-dependent methyltransferase activity.